Mixia osmundae IAM 14324 is the source of this 3930-nucleotide messenger RNA. RefSeq lists its product as uncharacterized. Gene Ontology annotation, biological process: tRNA wobble base 5-methoxycarbonylmethyl-2-thiouridinylation. Bases 1 to 3930 code for a protein of 1309 amino acids. Gene Ontology annotation, molecular function: protein binding; tRNA binding. The transcript is spliced from 3 exons. Lineage: Eukaryota; Fungi; Basidiomycota; Mixiomycetes; Mixiales; Mixiaceae. The record is from RefSeq and is a predicted model, not a curated record. Gene Ontology annotation, cellular component: elongator holoenzyme complex; cytosol.
AUGCGCUCUCUCGUCCCGUUAGAGGCGAUAUGGCACCCUAUAGAUCGUUCGAGUCUUACUCCGACCAAAUCGCGAGUGACUGCACACGCCAUCGAUCCCGAUGCACCGCCCGGCAAAGGCUAUUAUGUUUGUCUUGAGGCGGCGUACGCAAACGGCGGUGUCGAAGUGCUGAUCGUUAAUGACGACACUGACCAAGUGGUCGCUCGCUUUGCAUCUGAUAUCGCACCACCGAGCAACUUAGUAGGAUGGCAUGACGCAGAAGAAAGUGACCUCAGACCCGCUCAUGUCGUCCUCCUGAGCUUUCGAGCAGAAUUAGGAGGCGCAAUCGUUGCCCUUGCUGGCGGAGACCUCAUCAAUGUACCCUUUGAUGGCUCAGACGUCGACAUCGUUGGGUCUGUAGAAUCUGGUCUGUCUGCUGCUGCAUGGAGUCCAGACGAAGAGCUCCUUGCUGUCGUCACUGGUGAACAGAAGCUUGUGGUAUUCACAAGAGAUUACGACGUCUUAGCCGAUCAAGAGCUUGUGACGCAGGAUUUCGGCGAGGCCAUGCCUGUCGAUGUCGGCUGGGGCUCAAAGCAAACGCAAUUUCACGGCAGCGUUGGCAAGACUGCUGCCAAAGAAGUCGCUCAUUCACAGAUCUCAGCUGUAGACUGGCUCAGUCCCAACGAUGACAAGCUUCCUAGAAUAUCGUGGCGCGGCGACGGCGCUUUCUUUGCUGUAUCAUCACUUGAGUCCUUUGCCGCUGCAGACGCGACGACAGGCCAGCGAAGACGCAUCCGGAUAUAUUCGCGCACCGGCGCCCUCCAGAGCACAACUGAGCCGACACCUCGCUUGGAGCACAGUCUGGCAUGGCAGCCGUCUGGUAGUAUCAUCGCCUCGACUCAGUACGAUCGCGAGAAUGGCGAAGACGAUGUCAUAUUCUUCGAACGCAACGGGCUGCGCCGAUAUGACUUUGCGCUGCGGCAUCAGAAGGCUCAGCAAGCAUAUGUGCAUAACAUGUUCUGGAACUGCGACUCGACGCUCCUGGCUGUAUGGCUUCGGAGCUUAUCAGGCGAUUGCGUUCAGCUGUGGUAUCGCAACAACUACUAUUGGUAUCUUAAAUCAGAAGUAGCAGCACCGCAGCAUGAGCGACUCGCGAACGUGGCGUGGCAUGCUGAAUCAGCCAAUGAGCUGGUCAUGCUGACUCAGGAUGCAUCGCAUCGGCGCACGUUCACAUGGGAGGUGUUACGCGGACGAGCGACGCCAAGCAUAGACCCUGGCUCUGUAGCCGUCAUCGAUGGAUCGCGCCUGCUUCUGACACCCUUUCGAUAUAUGCAAGUCCCACCACCCAUGUCCGCUUUCCAGCUUGGUGCAUCCGCUCCAAUAUCGCAUGCGGUAAUAUCACACGAGCACAGCCUGAUAGCGUUGUUGACCAGCGAGCGUACAUGCGAAUUGUGGCAGUGGCAAAGUCGGAAUUCGACUUCGAUGGCCACGCCUGUACAGCUGCUGUCACAGAAGCUCGAGACGAUCCCCGAUGACAGUGUGCCUCUGCAGCUUGCCUUGUCGAGCGAUGGGCCUGCCGAUGUACAUAUUACAGUUCUGCUCGCUCGACCUCGCUCAAUAACGAGUCUCGUUACCAUUUCAUAUGAUCUCCAGCGGAAUGUUUGCGCGCCUGCUCGCUUGUCAGAGUCGCAAUCUCGUCUGAUCAAGAUUGCGUCUGCCAAUGACUCAGUGCUACAGCACUAUGCAAAUGGGCAGGCACUUAUUGGCACGCUGGACAUACGCCUGCCCGAGUCCUGUCAUGAACUCGACGUCUUCGAACACUGCGUCAUUGGCUUGUCUUCCCGCAGCGUACUGUAUGCGAACGGGCGAAAAGUCGCUACAAACGUCUCGUCAUUCACUCGCUGUGGCGCUUACCUCAUCUAUACGACGCGUACGCAUGAGGCUCAUUUCGUGCUCUUGCAAUCGUUGCACGACCCAAGUCAGGAAGCAGGCUACUCUGAGACGCUGCCAGAGGCAAAAGUUAUGCGGCAAGAAGACUCAACCGCCGCACUGAAGCUGAAAGUCGAGCGAGGCUCGCACAUAGUUUGUGCAGUCGCAGCGACGAUGACGCUUGUGUUGCAGAUGCCCCGAGGCAAUAUCGAAUCGGUGUGUCCUCGUCCUCUGGUUCUCCAGAGCGUCCGUUACGAUCUCUCGACAGGCAGCCUGCGGAAUGCUUUCAUGUCCUGCCGAAAGCAUCGCAUCGACCUCAACAUUCUGAUCGAUAUGGAUGCUGCGCGCUUUAUGACCGCACUAGAGGAUUGGGUCGCUGUGCUGCCUGAUCCUGACCACCUGAACUUGCUGCUGUCUAGUCUAGUGGAAGAUAACGUCGUCACGAGCAAAUACGCACACUUUGCAGCUGCACACAACAUAUCGCCGCUGGAGGACAAAGUCAAUGUGAUCUGCGAAGGCCUACGUCAGUCGCUAAUCACGGGCAAAGGCGCGAAUGAAGCUUAUGGUCAGUAUCUGACGACCAUCCUGACAUCCUUUGUAUGUCAGCGACCACCUAGAUACGAGGAGGCUCUGCUGCUGCUCAAAUCAUUACAGGCAACCCGCACUGAGGCAGAGAUUGAAGCCGCCAUCAAGUAUAUGAUCUUUCUCAGCGAUGCCAACAAGCUGUAUGACAUCGCACUCGGCACAUACGAUCUCGAGCUCACACUGCUGAUCGCUCAGCAAUCGCAGAAAGAUCCACGAGAAUAUCUGCCCUUCUUGCGGGAGUUGCGCAAAGCAGCGCCUGCCAUGCGCGCCCAUAAAAUUGAAGACACGCUUCAACACUAUAGCGACGCUCUGCAGCAUCUCACAGAAUGCACCUUACCUUACGACGAGGUCGAGACGUACAUCAGACGACACGAGCUAUACGACGAAGCCGUCAAAUAUUAUGCGAACGAUGCCAAUACACUGCCGCGAGUCUUACAAACACGGGCAGUUUGGCAGCUCGCCAAUGGGGCUUGGCUCGGGGCGGCGAUGUCCUUCAGAUUAGCAGGGGAUAUGCAGAGCGCGAUGCACGCCUAUCAAGAUGCGCUGGCAUGGCGGGAGCUCUUCACGCUGGCGCUAGAGCUCAGAAAGGGCGAAAAGGAGAUCAGGGAGCUCGCUCAGCAUAUGUCGGAAUCUCUGAAAGCUCGGAAUAGGCACGCAGAAGCAGCCCGCGUCUUGCUCGAAUACAGUCGCGAUCCAGUAGCGGCGGUCAAGUGUAGCUGCGAGGGACGUGAUUAUAUCGAAGCCAUACGGAUCGCAUAUCUCUACGGACGUUCGAGCUUACUGUCAAGUCAUGUCUUCGAGUCAAUGGAAGAGACGGCGCGCCGCGUCGACGAGGAGAUCCAGGAGCUGCAAGCACAGAUCAAGAAGCAACUUGGCCGGCUGGCUGAACUCGAGAUCAUCAAGGCAGAGAACCCGUCAAAGUACUACGGAGCUUUCGAAGUUGAGGACGGAGCGCUCGAGGGCGUCGACAUUGCGUCCGAAGCAGGCUCGACGAUCGCAUCGCAGUUCACACGGUACACUGCCGUUGCAUCGAGUCAGGUCUCGACAGCUUCGGGCAAGACAGGCAGAAGCAAGCGCAAGGAUGCGAAAAAGAAAGCGGCUGGUCAGCGUGGCGGCAUUUUUGAGCACCACUAUCUCGUGGGCAGCAUCUCGCGCUCGACGAACGAGCGCCUGCCAGCUUUACGAGACGAAGCAACGAUGCUGAUCCCUCUGCUGUACACUUACGCCAGCGCUGAGCCUAGGCGACGAAUGCGAGAGCUGGGCAGCGAUUUGCAAGUCAGUCUGACCUCACUCGAGGAAGAGAUCCGGACGGCGAUAGUGACGGUUUGGGGGCCGCCAGAACGAGAAAGGGAAGAUACGACGGUCAAGGAUGUGCCUCGACCGAGCGAGCCUGCCAAUUCGCGCAGCUGGUCUGCUGCCUUGGUGGCCUUCAAGUGA